This is a messenger RNA of Rattus rattus (black rat), 2129 nucleotides long. RefSeq names its product NEDD4 binding protein 3 (gene N4bp3). The transcript has 4 exons. The record is from RefSeq and is a predicted model, not a curated record. Bases 108 to 1721 code for a protein of 537 amino acids. Gene Ontology annotation, cellular component: cytoplasmic vesicle. Lineage: Eukaryota; Metazoa; Chordata; Mammalia; Rodentia; Muridae.
AAUGUCUGGUUUUAGUGCAUCUGGGAACUCGGGUACUGAGUGCCCAUCUGCCGCUAAUGGAGCCUUCUGAUUCCCAGAAUCACCUGCCCGUGCCCCGUUGAACCUUCAUGGCCACAGCCUCAGGCCCUGCUGGCAUUGCCAUGGGCAGCGUAGGCAGCCUGUUGGAACGGCAGGACUUUUCCCCUGAAGAACUUCGGGCUGCACUGGCUGGGUCCCGGGGCUCCCGGCAGCCUGAUGGGCUCCUCCGGAAAGGCUUGGGCCAACGAGAGUUCUUCAGCUACCUGCAUCUCCCCAAGAAGGAUGGCAAGACCGCCAAGCGAGCCCCUCGGAACGAGCCGGACUACACCACCCUCUACUACCGGGAGCAUCCUCGGGCUGGUGACUUCAGCAAGACUUCCCUACCUGAGCGCGGUCGCUUCGACAAGUGCCGGAUCCGUCCUUCUGUGUUCAAGCCUCCUGUGGGCACUGGGAAAGGCUUCCUGUCCAUGCAGAGCCUCGCAGCCCACAAGGGCCAGAAGCUGUGGAGAAGCAACGGUAGCCUGCACACUCUGGCCUGUCACCCACCCCUGAGCCCUGGGCCUCGGGCCAGUCAGGCCCGUGCACAGUUGCUUCACGCCCUCAGCCUUGAUGAAGGCGGCCCUGAGCCCAGCUUAUCGGACUCUUCCAGCGGGGGUAGUUUUGGCCGUAGUCCAGGGACUGGCCCCAGCCCCUUCAGCUCCUCCCUGGGCCACGUUAAUCACCUUGGAGGCUCCCUGGAUCGUGCUUCAAGGAGCCCUAAGGAGUCUGGACCUCUGGCAGUACUGAGCUGCCUGCCCGAGCCUCCUCCCCCCUAUGAGUUCUCCUGUCCCACUACUGAGGAGGUCGCCGUGUUGCCUGAUACCGGUGAGGAACUCAAGAGGGACCUCGGUGACCAGGAUGUAUCUAACCCCUUUACUCAGGUGCUCGAGGAACGCCAGCGGUUGUGGUUGUCUGAGCUGAAGCGCCUGUACGUGGACCGGCUUCACGAGGUGGCCCAGAAAGCUGAGCGCAGCGAGCGCAACCUCCAGCUGCAGCUGUUUAUGGCUCAACAGGAGCAGCGGCGCCUGCGCAAGGAGCUGCGGGCUCAGCAGGGCCUGGCCCCAGAGCCUCGGACCUCCGGGCCCCCCAUGGAGGCUGACCCCAAUGCCGGGCCAGAGGAAGAAGCCCGAUGGGAGGUGUGCCAGAAGACUGCCGAGAUUAGUCUGUUGAAACAGCAGCUUCGGGAAGCCCAGGCGGAGCUGGCACAGAAGCUGGCAGAGAUCUUCAGUCUGAAGACGCAACUUCGGGGCAGCCGGGCACAAGCCCAAGCUCAGGACGCUGAGCUAGCCCGGCUGCGGGAGGCAGUGCGCAGCCUGCAAGAGCAGGCACCUCGGGAGGAAGCCCCAGGCAGCUGUGAGACAGAUGACUGCAAGAGCAGGGGGCUGCUCGGGGAGGCAGGAGGCAAUGAAGCCAGAGAAGGGGCCGAGCAGCUGAGGGCAGAGCUGCUGCAAGAACGGCUUCGUGGCCAGGAGCAGGCUCUGCGCUUCGAGCAGGAGAGGCAGACUUGGCAGGAGGAAAAAGAGAGGGUGCUGCGCUACCAGCGAGAAAUCCAAGGGAGCUACAUGGACAUGUACCGCCGGAACCAGGCACUUGAACAGGAGCUGCGGGUGCUGCGGGAGCCCCCUACAUCUUGGAGUCCCAGGCUGGAGUCCUCCAAGAUCUGAGGCUAGCCAAGUGUGCUGACAGCGGGCACACAGUCAGAAGAUACCCUGAGAUGGCAGGCUCCUCCCUUACGCUGGUCUGGGGUGGAAUCUGUAGAGGCCAGUUCAGGGAUGGGACGCCCACCCAGCGGAGGGCUCCAGCGGGCAAUGGGACGGAUAGGGUGCCUGCUCCAGAAGCUGUGGCAAAGUCCUGCUAGCAGAGAACCACACCCAGGGAGGGCCUAGCCUUGCUCCCAACAGUGGGUGUGGCCCAAUAAAGUAGGUUGGAGCCAGCCAAGCUUCAGCCCCAAGAUGCGGAAGAGCAAGAGAGAAAGAAGGGUGGCCGGUGACCGUCCUGCGGUCUCCCUCCAUGGAAGGAGCCAGGGGUGGGAAGAUUGGCCUCUUCCAGAAUAAAAAGCACAUUUUCUAUGA